Lacerta agilis (Sand lizard) is the source of this 768-nucleotide messenger RNA. Its product is annotated as keratin, type II cytoskeletal 5-like. Lineage: Eukaryota; Metazoa; Chordata; Lepidosauria; Squamata; Lacertidae. Gene Ontology annotation, cellular component: keratin filament. Bases 1 to 768 code for a protein of 255 amino acids. The transcript has 3 exons. Gene Ontology annotation, biological process: keratinization; intermediate filament organization. The record is from RefSeq and is a predicted model, not a curated record. Gene Ontology annotation, molecular function: structural constituent of skin epidermis.
AUGGAGUUCCUGAACACAGAGGGACCCAAUUUGUGCGCCUACACAGUGCUUUUGAUGUCCUUUGAGUCCUUCUCAGACGGAGCCAACAUGAUGAGCCAACAGUUCUUCACCUCUUCUCCUCGAAGAUGUUUUACCUCUGCCUCCUCUGGUGGAGGCAGCGGGGGGAUCAGAAUCAGCGAGGCCUCCACCUGCCAACCUUUUGUCACCACCUGCUUGGCAGGUAGGGGAAACACCAGCAAAAGUUUCCAUAACUUUGGUGGAAGACAUCAGAUUUCUUGCUCUGUGGGCCACGAGAGAAUUAGCUAUGGAAACGAUAUGGAAGCAGGGCAAGUGGUGGGCCACAGCAUACUUGCAAGGGGCUUCGGACAUAGAAGCACAACAAGUCCUGCCGCCAGCUGUAGAAGCGAUAGGAUCCGCGAGGUUUCCAUUAACAAGCAUCUCUUGGAACCUCUCUGCCUGGGGGUCGAUCCGCAUGACCAUCAAGUAAAAGCACGGGAGAAGGAGCAAAUAAAGGACCUCAACAAUCAGUUUGCUUGCUUCAUUGACAAGGUCAGAUCCUUGGAACAAAAGAACCAGUUGUUGGUCACCAAAUGGAAGCUGCUGCAGAACCAGACAGUUCCCACCGUUCGGAAAGAUCUCAAGCCUUUAUGUGAAAAUUUCCUCAGUAAGCUGAGGAAAAAACUGGACUGUUUGUUGUGCGAGAAGCAGAAGCUCGAAAACCAACAUAAAACAACACAGAGCAUGGUUGAGGAGAACCGAUGCAAGUAA